AUGGGGAAGAAGGUGCUCCAGAAACUCAGCAAUCCUGGCAAUGCACCAAGUGCAACACUGUCUUCCUGCAUAAAGACAUUGCUUGACUACACCUCUGUGUCAAACACACCACUUUCAAGCCAAGGCUCACUUCUCACACCAAGGUACAUGGCAUUGCCCAUAGGGUGUGGCAGUGCUGCUGAGCCCCAAGUUAUCCAGGUGGUUAAGCGUUCUAUCACAUCUUCACCUUGCGCUGCAGUGUACAGUAUAUAUGAGCACACCUGUGGUGUUUUAGCAGGGAGGGCAUAUACUCUUGGCAGACUGCGGAAGAAAAAUGCUUGCACCAGCUAUGAGGUCCUGGAAGCCCUCAUCAAUGAUGGCAAUGGUCCAUCUCUGUCUCCUACUGCCAAACAACUUGUCCUUGCAGUACAGCAUUGCUGUUUGGUGUUGCGUGCCACCAAGCUUGCAUCAAGGCUAGGCGGCUCUGAAACUGAACUGAUGGCAGCACUGGCUCGUGAUGAGGAGCACAUUAUGAGACCACUUGAGUUGAUAACAGAUGAUGACAAGAGUGACAUCCUACACCUCCGUGGCCCCAUUGUAGCCGACCUGCUGAAUCUUCUUCAUCUGCCAUCUGAAGAGUAUUCUGGCUUAGAUUCUUCAUCCCUUGCCAUUGGCCGCUUCCGAUAUCUUUCCAUGCGAAGCAAAUGCAUCAGAAGAUGGAGCAGAACUUUGCAAAGCAUUCUGCGAGCUUCCGCAUUGAAUAUUGCUGUCGGACAUUCUCACAAGGAAUUGCCAUCCCAUUGCUGGUGGGUCGUUUGGAGAUAUCUACAAGGGUGA
This is a messenger RNA of Phanerochaete carnosa HHB-10118-sp, 816 nucleotides long. RefSeq lists its product as uncharacterized. Bases 1 to 816 code for a protein of 271 amino acids. The transcript is spliced from 6 exons. Lineage: Eukaryota; Fungi; Basidiomycota; Agaricomycetes; Polyporales; Phanerochaetaceae. The record is from RefSeq and is a predicted model, not a curated record.